UACAGCAGGGGUCCAGCACCUGUCAUGUCACUCUCAGUCUCGGUCCAAACCCACUACUUGAAUGUUGCCUGUGAAUUAAUGUUGGUAAUGUAGAGCAGCUCAGCCUCUGUAAACGUUUCAUGGCGAGGACAGGAGCUGCAGGGUGUUAUUUCAUGGAUCUGGUUUUUGUGUGGACACUCGUUCAGAGGGGGCUGCUCCUGCUGCUGUGGAAGCAACAAUUUAUUUUUGGCAUCUGACAUUAAAGCUCACCCUUUGCCAUGGCAGCCGGUCCACGAAGCCGCCACAGCGCCGGGGUCUAACUGGACCUCUUUGUUCGUCCUCUGGCUGCCUAAUGAUCAUGGAUACUCGUCGUAAUAGCGACUGAGCAUCACGGAACACGGCACCCUGUUGUGAGCUGUGGGAGGAGAGCAUUUGUGCUGCCUUGGUGGUGAACCAGCUUCACAGCCAUCAUGACCAAAGAGGAGGAGAUCCCUGACUGGGUGGGAGCCCAGGAGUUUUAUGACAAGUAUGAGUCCAAGGAGAUUCUGGGAAGGGGAGUGAGCAGUGUGGUGCGACGUUGUGUUGACAAACGAACAUCCCAGGAGUACGCGGUGAAGAUCAUCGACAUCACCCCCUCAGAUAAGAUGACCCCACAGGAGAUCGAGGAGAUCAGAGAGGCGACGGUGAAGGAGAUCGACAUCCUCAAGAAAGUCUGCGGACAGGACAACAUCAUACAGCUCAAAGACUGCUAUGAGUCCAAAGCCUUCUUCUUCCUGGUAUUUGACCUGAUGAAGAGGGGAGAACUUUUUGACUACCUCACAGAGAAAGUUACUCUGAGUGAGAAGGAAACCAGGAAGAUCAUGCGCGCCCUGCUGGAGGUGGUCCAGUUUCUCCAUGGCCAGAACAUCGUCCACCGGGACCUGAAGCCUGAGAACAUCCUUUUAGAUGACGAGAUGAACAUCAAACUCACCGACUUUGGUUUCGCUGUGCAAGUCAACCCGGGACAGAAGCUCAAAGAGGUGUGCGGGACCCCUGGUUACCUCGCUCCUGAGAUCAUCGAGUGCUCCAUGGACACAGGAAAUGAAGGAUACGGGACUGCUGUGGAUAUAUGGAGUUCAGGAGUGAUCAUGUACACGCUGCUUGCAGGCUCUCCGCCUUUCUGGCACAGGAAGCAGAUGCUGAUGCUGCGUAUGAUUUUGGCUGGGAGCUACGACUUCUCGUCUCCAGAAUGGGAGGACCGCUCGGACACUGUUAAGGACUUGAUCUCCCGGAUGCUGGUGGUGGACCCAAAGCAGCGAUUCACAGCCAGAGAUGCUCUCAACCACUCGUUCUUUUCGCAGUAUGUGGUGGAUGAAGUACGACAGUUCAGUCCAUUCAGGCGGUUCAAGGUCAUUUGCAUCACUGUUCUCGCCACAAUGCGAAUCUAUUGCAACUACCGUCGUGCCAAACCCGUCACCAAGGAGGUGAUCAAGAGCGACCCGUACGCUGUCAAGCCUAUCCGCAAGCUCAUCGACGCGUGUGCAUUCAAGAUCUACGGCCACUGGGUUAAGAAGGGCCAAACUCAGAACAGAGCAGCACUUUUCGAGAACACUCCCAAAGCCAUCCUGCUGUCGAUGGCCGCCGAGACUGACGAGCCCAUCCACCACAUCUGGUAAUAAGCACUUUAGGACAGAACUGAUAGAGCUCAAUGGUGAUCCAGUCCCACUGUGUGGCUUUUUUAUACCUUUCCUCAUUGUAUAAAAGCAAUGCACUGGUAAAAAUCAUAACCCAGAUUGAUCUAAGUGUCUUUAAUAUGAAGAGUAUGUUGUGCUCAUGAACUGCAGCCCCGAUUACUGCAGUGGGAAUGAUUUAUUAGAAGAGCUCUCAAGCGUGGAAAUGUUGUCACUGUUCCGACUCUUUUCUGUCUUAAAUGGAGAUUAAAAUGACAGAUUUUCUGGUAAAAUUGCAUCUUAAUUUUCAAUUGAACCCAUUCUCAACCAUAUAUCCUCUUAAAACGGAGUUAAUCUUGGAUGUCUGUUCAAAGUGAAUGGAGCCAGAGUGAAACAAAAAAUCUCCAUGAGUAAAAGAUUUCUACUUUCUUUUAGAAUAUAUAAAAAAUUUGAAAGUAUUUUACUCAAGAUUAGAGUGUAGAUUUCAAUCACAUUCAGCGUGAGUUGAAGAAUUUUUGAUUAUUUACGUGAUCUUCUGCAGCAGUGUGUUAUUCUUGUCUUUGCAAACAUCUGUUUUGUCACAACUGUGAAGCUUUGGCUGCUAAGCCCAAGCACUAACUUGUGGAAAUAAUCAACAUUUAGCUGACUGCAAAAUAAAACACUCAUCCUGCAUACUUGAACUGGCAUGGACUUGUCAUCUGAUCAUUAUGCAGGAUGAACUGUGCCAAACCACUUACUGUCCUGUUUGUCGGAAGAUGUCAGCACUUUAAAAUGUAUGCUAUGGCCUUAUUUAUUAAAAUGUGCUUUAAAUACACAAUCCAACUCUUUUUUUAAGAGGUAUUUUAUGGUAUAUGCAAGGUAUUUUUCAUCUUUGUCCAACAACUUCAGCUUAAUGUAGAAAACUAACACACAAGACUCAUUUUGAACACAGUUAUGGGUUUAUUUUAACAGAAGACCAGGAUCAAGUCACAUCCGCAUCAUCUUGCAAGAGUUAAAAUUCAUCAGUUUAGCGUGAACAACAGGCUGCUUUCCCUCGUGGAGCUGUGGGUGGGAAAAGCAAGGACAGAAUUUAGAACUGAGCAGAUCAACUGAAUUUCCCCGCUGUGGGAUCAAUAAAGUUCAUCUUAUCAUAGAGUAAUGAUGUUAUUUUUACCAUGACUGAAGGUGUGGACUCUUUUCUUCCUUAUGUUCCUGCUUCAGAGGCAGACAUGAGGUUGUCCUGCAGAGUUUAGCAAACAAUCAAUACAAAAUGAAUAAUCAGUCAAAAAUAAGAAAAAAACAACAGGUGUGAGGGCAGAGCACCAUCUUCACUGUUCACUUCAAGUGUUUCAAUGUACUCAUUGCUGUGCAGCUGCAUGAGGCUGAGGAAAGCACUCAAACAGUCAUUAAAGCAGAAAUGAGACAA
Molecule: messenger RNA, 3033 nt
Organism: Scatophagus argus
Lineage: Eukaryota; Metazoa; Chordata; Actinopteri; Scatophagidae
Product: phosphorylase b kinase gamma catalytic chain, skeletal muscle/heart isoform-like
Exons: 10
Coding region: 450-1634 (394 amino acids)
Biological process (GO): glycogen biosynthetic process; protein phosphorylation
Cellular component (GO): phosphorylase kinase complex
Molecular function (GO): ATP binding; phosphorylase kinase activity; calmodulin binding
Source: RefSeq, a predicted model, not a curated record